AGCAGCUUAGCAAACUCUUGUCGAGAGUGACCAGUGUUGUGUUUAACUUCCUAAAGCCCGGCGCGCACUUCAACUACUUUGUUCGAACCGAUCGAAGAAGACACCGCAAGGAUGAAAAUCAUCGUGAGCCUGUUUCUGGUAGCCACCGCCUUGGCGCUUCCACUCCCCGAAAGCGAAGAAAACAAAUCAGGUGUACCUCUAGUCAUCGCCGAUUACUCUUCAGUCGCCAAGUCGGAGGAAAGCCACGCCGCCCACCACCACGACUCCUCCGAAUCUUCCGAAGAAUCCUCCGAGAAACCCAGCGACGAAGUUAAACCCGCACCCACGACCGAAGCCGCCGCCAAGGGCGAAGAAAAACCCGACACGAGCAGCGAGGAAAAAAGCAGCGAAGAAAGCAACGAGAGCAAGCCCCUUCAGGACGAAAACCCCGCUCCUUUGGAACCCUUGGCCACAACCGCCGCCCCCAAAGCCGAAGAACCCGCCAAACUAGAAGAGAAGCGCGAAGAACCCGCCGAAGAUGAGAAGAAAGACGAAAAGAAGGAACUCCCGCAGGAAGAGCUGAUCGUCGAGCCCAAACCCAUCGAGCCCGAAACGAAGAAAAUCGACAUCCCGGAACCCGCUCCGGUGGAGGAGAAGAAAGACGACGUGCCCGCGGUGAAACUCAUCAUGGAGGGUAACUCUGACGUGGUGGACGUGGCUAAGAACACCGCCGCCGUGGCCGAAGAGCCCGCCCCCGUGCCCAAAUCGGAAGUGCCAUCGCCACCCCUCGAGGUCACCACCGAGAAGAUCGAGAAACCCUUGGCCCUGCCCACGGUGACCGCCGACGAGAAGCCCCAGGCCGCCGAGAUCAAGGAAGACGUCGCCUUGCCCAGCGAGCAGAAAGUGGAAGCCGCCCAGAUCGCCGAAGAGAAAUUGAUCGAGGUGAAGGAAGAGAAGGCGCCUGAAGACGAAAAGUUGGAGAAGCCCGUCGAGGAGAAGAAGUUGGACGAGGAGAAAGUCGACGAGAAGAAGGAAAUAAUCGAGGAGAAGAAGGCCAAGGCUGAGACUGACGCGACGGAAGCACCAUCGACGGCAAAGCCGGAAGACGCUCCUAAAAAGGACGAAACGGUUCCAGAGGCGUUACCGGAAAAGCUACCGGAGCCUGCUAGUGCAAGUUCUUGAAUAUAUAAAUUUUUUGACAAAUUGUAUGAAUGACUGACGAGAUCCGCUUGCCCCUUUAUUCUGAUGUCACUUAAAAAAUUUUAGAAUAAUUGGGCCAACCGGAACUCGAUUAAUAUUAUUAAUAAAUUUUUUUAUUUAUGUCUGCUCAAUUUUUAAGAACCGUAUUAUUAUGAAACACCGUAUUCACUCGUGUUUUGUUGUAAAAACCGUGUUGUUUUAUUAUUUUUGUAAUAGCUCAGCCCCUCUAUCAGGUGAAUCGCCCUGAAACAUUCCCGUAUUUUUAAGUAUUUUAUUCUAAUGAUAAAGCUUUCAAUAAAGUUUUAUAAAUAA
Molecule: messenger RNA, 1491 nt
Organism: Zophobas morio
Lineage: Eukaryota; Metazoa; Arthropoda; Insecta; Coleoptera; Tenebrionidae
Product: neurofilament heavy polypeptide-like
Exons: 2
Coding region: 112-1161 (349 amino acids)
Source: RefSeq, a predicted model, not a curated record